AUGGUAGUUAUACUACCAGCGGAAUACAAGGCCAAUUGGUCUGAUGAUGAGGUACAAGAAGUGACAGCCCAGCUGGUGCUACCUCCACAACCGGCCGUCUUCGAGAAGCCGGUAGAGAAAGACCAUCGGCACCUUCGGCCGCUGUACAUCCAGGGGCACGUCGAUGGGAAACCGAUGGCCAAGAUGUUAGUUGAUGGUGGUGCAGCAGUGAACCUGAUGCCAUACUCCACCUACAGAAAGCUAGGCAAGACCUCCGAAGAUCUUAUCAAGACCAACAUGAUGCUAAAAGACUUCGGAGGCAACUCGUCGGAAGCCAAGGGAUGCCUUAACGUUGAACUUACGGUCGGAAGCAAAACGAUGCCGACUACAUUCUUCGUCAUCGACGGAAAAGGGUCUAACAAUCUGCUGCUUGGGCGAGAUUGGAUCCACGCCAACUGUUGCAUCCCCUCCACCACGCACCAAAGCUCGAUACAAUGA
Molecule: messenger RNA, 477 nt
Organism: Oryza brachyantha (malo sina)
Lineage: Eukaryota; Viridiplantae; Streptophyta; Magnoliopsida; Poales; Poaceae
Exons: 1
Coding region: 1-477 (158 amino acids)
Source: RefSeq, a predicted model, not a curated record